AUGGCCAUGAAGGUAGACAGCAGGCCUGGGGGGCUCCCCAGCAGUGGCUAUGACCUGGGUGCAGCCCAAGAACACAUGCAGGCGGUCACCCGAAACUACAUCACCCGCCCCCGUGUCACAUAUAGGACUGUGUGCAGUGUCAAUGGACCCCUGGUGGUGCUGGACCAGGUCAAGUUUGCCCAAUAUGCUGAGAUUGUCAACUUCACCCUCCCCGACGGGACUCAGAGGAGCGGACAAGUGCUUGAGGUGGCUGGGACCAAGGCAAUUGUUCAGGUGUUUGAAGGGACCUCUGGGAUUGAUGCCCAGAAGACCACCUGCGAAUUCACAGGGGACAUCCUACGGACUCCAGUGUCAGAGGACAUGCUGGGUCGGGUUUUCAAUGGCUCUGGCAAGCCCAUUGACAAGGGGCCAGUGGUGAUGGCAGAGGACUUUCUGGAUAUCAAUGGCCAGCCCAUCAACCCCCAUGACCGCAUCUACCCUGAGGAGAUGAUUCAGACUGGCAUAUCUCCCAUCGAUGUCAUGAACAGCAUUGCCCGUGGUCAGAAGAUCCCCAUCUUCUCAGCCGCUGGGCUCCCCCACAAUGAGAUUGCUGCCCAGAUCUGCCGCCAGGCUGGGCUGGUGAAGAAGUCGAAGGCUGUGCUGGAUUAUCAUGAUGACAACUUUGCCAUCGUCUUUGCGGCCAUGGGGGUGAACAUGGAGACAGCCAGGUUCUUCAAGUCUGACUUCGAGCAGAACGGAACCAUGGGGAAUGUCUGCCUCUUCCUGAACUUGGCCAAUGACCCCACGAUCGAGCGGAUCAUCACCCCGCGCCUGGCACUGACCACUGCUGAAUUCCUUGCCUACCAGUGUGAGAAGCACGUGCUGGUCAUACUGACUGACAUGAGCUCCUACGCAGAGGCCUUGCGGGAGGUGUCAGCUGCCAGAGAGGAAGUGCCCGGGCGCCGAGGCUUCCCUGGAUACAUGUACACAGACUUGGCCACCAUCUACGAGAGGGCGGGCCGCGUGGAAGGCCGGGGCGGAUCCAUCACACAGAUUCCCAUCCUCACCAUGCCCAAUGAUGAUAUUACCCACCCCAUCCCAGACCUGACGGGCUUCAUCACAGAAGGACAGAUCUACGUGGACAGACAGCUUCAUAACAGACAGAUCUACCCCCCUAUCAACGUGCUCCCUUCUCUGUCGCGGCUGAUGAAGUCUGCCAUUGGGGAGGGUAUGACGAGGAAGGACCAUGGAGAUGUGUCCAACCAGCUGUACGCCUGCUACGCCAUCGGGAAGGACGUGCAAGCCAUGAAGGCAGUGGUGGGGGAGGAGGCGCUCAGCUCCGAGGACCUGCUCUACCUGGAAUUCCUGCAGAAGUUCGAGAAGAACUUCAUCAACCAGGGCCCCUACGAGAACCGCUCGGUGUUCGAGUCGCUGGACCUGGGCUGGAAGCUGUUGCGCAUCUUCCCCAAGGAGCUGCUGAAGCGCAUCCCGCAGAGCGUGACCGACGAGUUCUACUCCCGCGAGGGGGCGCCGCAGGACCCCGCGCCCGACACCGCGCUCUAG
Molecule: messenger RNA, 1542 nt
Organism: Cynocephalus volans (Philippine flying lemur)
Lineage: Eukaryota; Metazoa; Chordata; Mammalia; Dermoptera; Cynocephalidae
Gene: ATP6V1B1
Product: ATPase H+ transporting V1 subunit B1
Exons: 14
Coding region: 1-1542 (513 amino acids)
Biological process (GO): ATP metabolic process; proton transmembrane transport; vacuolar acidification
Cellular component (GO): proton-transporting V-type ATPase, V1 domain
Molecular function (GO): ATP binding; proton-transporting ATPase activity, rotational mechanism
Source: RefSeq, a predicted model, not a curated record